Messenger RNA from Sitophilus oryzae (rice weevil), 987 nucleotides. RefSeq lists its product as uncharacterized. Bases 38 to 910 code for a protein of 290 amino acids. Lineage: Eukaryota; Metazoa; Arthropoda; Insecta; Coleoptera; Curculionidae. The transcript has 2 exons. The record is from RefSeq and is a predicted model, not a curated record.
GUCUAAAUUACGUUUAUUUUUUUGCCUGAUCGACACUAUGGCCGCUGUCGCGUGUGAAAUCGUGGGCACCGGUGAUGGUAAGAUCGAAAAUCUGCACAAGAGUAGUGAUCGACUGACAUCGAAAGUGAUAGCGAAGGAACUGGUUUUGGAGAUCGUGAACAGCGCUCUGGAUAUGGUGGAGGAAUCGUCGUGCUCCAGGGAAAUGAUGGAGAACGAGGAGAAAAUUAGAGAUAAGAAAUGUUACGGUAGCGAUGAUCCGAAAGAGAAGAUAGUGGUUCCAUUAAAAGGCACAGGUGACCAAGGAAGUAACGAAGCUUUCGAACAAACGGAAGUAUGUCCAUUCCAUCCUCCUGUCGAAAAAAAGAACCGUCUAACCGAUCUGGUCAAAAACUCCAAGCAGCUGCUGGCUAAGAUCAUGAUGAGCGAAAGCAAAGUUUCUUUUCAACAGCAGAAAAAGGAAGAACAGGAAGAACACGUGGUUGACGUAAUAGAACUGGACUGCAUACAAAUUCACGAUUUACCCUUCACAUGCCGUCAAAAAAUACUUCCUGAAGAGGUACCUUUACCAAGAAACGACUCGCUUGAAAUCCUUAAUCCACCCAUAGAAGAAGCGUCUUUAGAAGAAGAUCAAGAUAUAGGAGAAGAAAGUGAGGUAAUGCCUGGAAAAUCUAAGGAAAGCUUGAAAAAAACGUCAACUUUUCCGAGGAGUAAUGGUGCAAAAGCCAAGGCUGCGUUCGCAGCUAAGUGCCGAACGUUGAGGAUGAGCACUUUGAAUUUGAAGAAGAAGAAAUGGAACGUCGGAGGUAGAAUAGUGAACUUUUUCAAGAAGAAGAAAGAUAGUAAAGCUGCGGUGAAUGAUCCGAUGAAGAGCGAUGGUGUGGAAGAUCUACCAAACAAAGAUAACGAAUAAAAAAUAAUAAUUUAAGUUGAUUUUCAAAAUUCGGUGUUGAGUUGGGGUGUUUAUUUGGUUUAAUAUAUAGAUUUAUU